Messenger RNA from Elgaria multicarinata webbii, 4455 nucleotides. RefSeq names its product deleted in malignant brain tumors 1 protein-like. The transcript is spliced from 13 exons. Gene Ontology annotation, biological process: zymogen activation. Bases 110 to 3673 code for a protein of 1187 amino acids. Gene Ontology annotation, molecular function: serine-type endopeptidase activity. The record is from RefSeq and is a predicted model, not a curated record. Gene Ontology annotation, cellular component: plasma membrane. NCBI's taxonomy places the organism in Eukaryota, Metazoa, Chordata, Lepidosauria, Squamata, Anguidae.
UGACCGACACGAGAGUCCCAUCAGGACAAACUGCAGCUCAAACGUCCAGACACUGAGCACUCUGUCCAAGUGAACAAUCUGCACUUGCCUGGCUGAGAACUUGGGACCUAUGGCUUCCUGCAAUCUCUCCCUUGGGGGGAAAUCUCUAGGAAGGAGACUCAAGGAGAUGACAACGAUCCUGUUUCUUCUGGCUUGUGUUUGGGGCAUAGCUCACAGCACAGAGCCGACAGAUACAGAACAACCUGAGAUCCGGCUGGUGAAUGGUUCCAGUCGCUGCAGUGGGAGAGUGGAAGUGCUCCAUAAUGGGUUGUGGGGCACUGUUUGUGACGACAGCUUUGGCAUCGAGGAAGCCAAAGUCGUCUGCCGGCAGCUGGGCUGCGCAGCUGCAAUAUCAGCCUUACGUGAAGCACAUUUCGGAAGAGGAAUCGGCAACAUCUGGCUGGAUGAGCUCCGAUGCACAGGGACUGAGUCUGCCCUCAGUCAGUGCCCAGCGAGGCCUUGGGGAGACAAUGACUGCCAUCACGGAGAAGAUGCUGGUGUUGUGUGCUCAGAGGUGAGGUUGGCGGGUGGUUCAACUUCCUGCACCGGCAGAGUUGAGUUGCUUAAUAACCAAAGAUGGGGAACCGUGUGUGACAACGGCUGGGAUUUAGCCGAUGCCCAAGUCGUCUGCCGGGAAGUAGGCUGCGGAAAUGCUUUAGCUGCAGCGGGUGCAGCGAAAUUUGGACAUGGAACCGGUCCUGUCUGGCUGGAUCAAGUGAACUGCACAGGAGAAGAAGACAGUUUAAGGAAAUGCCCACCAAAAACCUUGAGGGAACAUAGCUGUGACCAUAGCAAUGACGCCGGUGUGGAGUGUGCAGAACCACCCGAGAUCAGAUUAACAAACGGCCCCAAUCACUGUUCUGGAAGAGUUGAGAUAUUGCAUGAAAAGCUCUGGGGGACCAUUUGCGAUGACGAUUGGGACCUCGAUGAUGCCAAGGUUGUGUGUCAGUAUCUUGGCUGUGGAAGUGCUUUAUCAGCUCCACGAGGCUCUCGUUUUGGACCAGGAAGUGGUCCCAUCUGGCUGGACGGCAUAAACUGCACCGGGUCAGAGACGGCUGUCAGCAAAUGCGAAGCAAAAGCAUGGGGGGAACAUGACUGCACCCACACGGAAGAUGCCGGCGUCGUGUGUGCAGAGCUCCGCCUAGUGAAUGGACCGAGCCGCUGCUCUGGGAGGAUUGAGGUGUAUCACAACCACGAGUGGGGGACCAUUUGUGACAACGACUGGGAUUUAAACGAUGCCAAUGUCGUGUGCAGAGAACUGGACUGUGGAACCGCCUUAAAAGCUACCCCAGGAGCACACUUUGGCCAAGGCCCCAAUACCAUAUGGCUAGACAAAGUCAACUGCACGGGAAAAGAAACGUUCCUGAAUGAAUGCCCCAAAAGCGCCUGGGGAGAGAAUCGCUGUGACCACAGGAGGGAUGCCAGUGUGGAGUGCUCAGAUCCAAAUGAGGUAAGACUGGUGAACGGGACAAGUCGCUGUGCAGGGAGAGUUGAGGUUCUCCACAACCAGCAGUGGGGGACGGUGUGUGAUGACGGCUGGGAAAUUGCCAACGCUGAAGUUGUGUGCAGGGAGCUGGGAUGCGGGGUUGCCCAGUCAGCCCCACGCAGUGCUCACUUUGGAAGAGGAAAUGAUCCCAUCUGGCUGGACGACGUCAAAUGCAAAGGGACAGAAGCUGCCCUCCGGGACUGCCGCCUGAAAGGAUGGGGAGAACAUAACUGCAACCAUGGCGAAGAUGCCGGCGCUAUUUGCUCAGAACUCAGGCUGGUGAAUGGCUCAAGCCGCUGCUCCGGCAGAGUGGAGAUAUACCACAACUCUGAAUGGGGGACCGUGUGUGAUGACCGCUGGAGCAUGAAACACGCCGAGGUCAUCUGCAGGGAGCUGAGCUGCGGUGUCGCUCUACGAGCCAACAUGAAAGCUCACUUUGGACAGGGCACGGGGCGCAUCUGGCUGGAUGACGUGAACUGCGCAGGGACAGAAACGGCCCUCAGCGACUGCCCAGCUAAUUCCUGGGGAGUCGGCAACUGCAAUCAUGGAGAAGACGCAGGCGUGGAGUGUGCAGACCCAGUGGAGCUGAGGCUGGUCAAUGGCUCACAUCGGUGCUCUGGGAGGGUGGAGGUGUUUCAUCUCCAACAGUAUGGAACCGUGUGCGAUGACAGCUGGGACCUGAAUGACGCCGCAGUGGUGUGCAGGUACCUUGACUGUGGAACGCCCAUAUCUGCCCCACGUGGAGCUCGGUUUGGACGAGGAUCUGAUCCCAUCUGGAUGGAUGAUGUGGAGUGUACAGGAACAGAAACUUCCAUCACUGAUUGCAAGGCCAAGCCUUGGGGAAGCAAUGACUGUAACCAUGGAGAGGAUGCUGGCGUUAUAUGCUCAGAUGAUCUCAGGCUGAUCAAUGGUUCUAAUCACUGCAGCGGGAGGGUGGAGGUCCGGACAGCCCACAGUGAUGAGUGGGGGACCGUAUGUGACCACACCUGGGACUUAAGUGAUGCUGAAGUGGUGUGUCGGCAACUGGGCUGUGGAAAGGCAUCGGCAGCCCCAGGCGGAGCUCAUUUUGGACGUGGAUCAGGUUCCAUCUGGUUGGAUGAUAUCAAUUGCAAAGGCACAGAAGAUGUCCUCCAAGAAUGCAGAGCAAACAGACAGGGGAACAGCUGUAAUCACGGAGAAGAUGCUGGAGUGGUUUGUUCAGAGUCGUCCACGCUGGACGUGGGCAACGUCAGACUGGAAGACGGUCCCCACAAAUGCGCCGGCAGGGUGGAGGUCUACCACCAGCAGCAGUGGGGAACCGUGUGUGACGACGGCUGGGGCCUUCCGGAUGCCAACGUGGUGUGCAAGCAGCUGGGCUGCGGGUUUGCUUUGGAAGCCCCGCACUCAGCACGUUUCGGACGAGGUCCUGGCGCCAUCUUUUUGGACGACGUGAACUGCACGGGGACGGAGCAAUCCCUCAAAGACUGCCGGGGACGUAACAUAGGAGAGCACGACUGCGACCACGCAGAGGACGCUGGCGUGAAAUGCUCAGGUCAAAUGGAGCUGCGAUUGGCUGGAGGCCCCAACUCCUGCACUGGUCGGGUGGAGUUUAACAAUAAUGGCACGUGGUCUUCUAUUGGUGAAACUGGCUGGAGUCUUAAAGAGGCCACGGUGGUAUGCCGGCAACUGGGUUGUGGAUUAGCGCUGUCUGCAACGACGGGCAACGAAUAUGGCACGAAUUCAGGCCAGGCCUUCCUGGAUGAGUUAAAAUGUACUGGAUCUGAGGCAGCCUUAACAGAAUGCCAGGCCGUACCUGCAGGCCCCCACAAGUGCAUCUGCGGCUCCUACGCGGGAGCGGUGUGCGAGGGACCGUCAGACUCCAGUACAACUGUUGCAGUGAUUCUGAGUCUCUUAGCUAUUGCCCUGAUUAUCGGCGGGGUCGUGUUCUACCUGCGGAGGAAGAGAGUGAAAUUAUUUUCAGUGAAUCCUUUCAAUUGUAGAGGAGAAGCAUUUAUGGAAAAUAUCACCGUGGGAUCGGAUAUGGUUAAUGGCAUUCGAGAGAUGUAUUCCCGGGGAAGAGAGCAAAUCGUACCCACAGUGGACCCUGAUGGCGACACCGUCUGCCUGGUGAAAAACACCUCUGAGGCUCGCACAGACAACAUAAAUUGAUAAAUGGGGAGGGGGCGAUGGCUUGGAUGCUGAUGAGAAAUGAGCACCUGCCAGGAGACAGGCCUUCUGCCAUCCAUUCACAGAAGGAGGCCAUAUCCAUGCCACCGGCUCUUGCAUUGCUACCAUGAAUUUACAGAGACUACAUAUGUUUUGCUGGGUUCCCUGAGAACAUGCAGGUAUCCCGGCUUGGGAGUACCAAAAGGAAGUGGGGACUCCUUAGGCAGGGACAGAAGAGAACAAACUGGAAGUCCUUGGGAACAUCCACAAUGCCAAAAAAAUUUAAGUCUUUGGAAAGUUGUUUCAAAAUCCUUGCUUUCUGGCCAUUACAUGCAACAACUCUUGAUCCGAGCUUCCCUGCUGUAACCAAUCCAGAGCAUGCUUGUCACGCACUAAAUAGUAAGACUGAGAAAUCAUACUUCCUGCUGCUCUAGCUCACUUGCAAAAUCCACCCCGCCCCUGAAAAUUCUUCCUAGAGGGGCAGGCACUUUCAAACGUGGAAAAUGAAGUGGUACAGUCCCUUCAUGAGAACUAUAUCUCUUCUCCAUCAUACACCUGAAUCAUCAUUCUCUCCCCGUCCCCAAGACCAUCCAAGUACUAACCUGACUCUGCUGAGGUUCUGAUUUAGAUGAGAUUGAGUGUGUAUAUAGCCAUAGCUUGGCAUAUUGAUAUCCUUAAGUCAAUUGGUCACUUGCCCUACAAGGAAAAGGUUUAACUGCAUGUGUUAAUCUGGAUGAGUUAAGUUUUCUAUUUGCCUAUUGAUUAAACAUUGAUGCUAGACUAAA